Eptesicus fuscus (big brown bat) is the source of this 2283-nucleotide messenger RNA. Its product is annotated as putative deoxyribonuclease TATDN2. The transcript has 3 exons. Gene Ontology annotation, molecular function: hydrolase activity, acting on ester bonds. The record is from RefSeq and is a predicted model, not a curated record. Lineage: Eukaryota; Metazoa; Chordata; Mammalia; Chiroptera; Vespertilionidae.
AUGCCCUGGAAGUGCUUUGAUAUACCGGAAGAAGAAGGUGAAAGAAAGCGGACCCGUCCACAGCCAACGGACGGGUGCAAAGUCAAGCACCACAGGAACGCCUCAGAGGUAGGGUCCCCGAGAAAACGCAAAUGACUCUGGGAGUCCAGUGAUGUGGCCCCCUCCAGCUGGCCACCUCAUAGCUCUGCCUCACAUUCAGGAGAGGCUAGCAGCCCUGAGUGUCUGAAAGCCCAGAGGAGGACCUUGUGGCCUUCAAGCCGAGGUUUUUCCAGGGGCUCAGCCUGCCAGGGAAAUUCCUCCUAUUCCUCAGGCCCAGAUGUGGGUGGAGCGGCCUCCAAAGACUGCCUAAUUCGGAGCGCUUUGGGUUCCUUUUGCCUGGAACCCCCUCAGUGCCCCCCCCACCCACCCCUUACGUGCUACGCGCUACGAGAAAUGGCUUCUCGAGACGAUGCCUACAGCUUUAAAGCUAAUUCCAAAUACAGUUCCUAUAAGUCUAUGAACUCUGAAUUUGCUGCCAAAGCUGAGAGUCAAAAUGGUAACAGUGAGCAGCCACACAAGUCUUGGAGAAGGUGCGGUAGACGGCACCACCAAGGCUCUUCGCUGACCUAUGGGUUAGCUAUCCAGAGCACCUUGGUAAAACCAAUGCCAAAAGAAAAGGGAGAGGCUGCCACUGGAACCAAACCGAGCACUAGCGAGCAUCCCAAUCCUGAUGCAAGACCAGCUAGUGCUGUCACCUCUGUUCCUCAGAAAAAGCACAUGUCAGGGCCAGAGGUCAAGGAAAAGAUGGUGAUAAAUGUCAGCAACUUGCAUGACAGAAAAGUAUUUAUAUAUCCUCAGGAGCAAUCCAGUGAGAAGCCACGUGGUGACUCAAGAGUAGUCAUUUUUGAAAAAAGCUCUACAGCCUUAAAAUUGCUGGGCAAAUGUGACUCUCAUUCAGAAAUCCAAAAGCAUACUGAAAGGGGUGUAAUGAUUAAGCACCCCUCUUCAGAAAGGGCCUGCUCUAAUGUGAAGGACAUUUCUAUAGUCAGAUUCUCUCAGGAGGGGCGAGGCUCACUGAGUCUCUCAAGAAUUUCAAAGUCUUCCUCCUUCACCACUAACCGUGCCAUGUACCAGCCUCCUUUGUACAGUAGCCCUUUACUUAACUAUGCCAGCUACUGGACCAGCAGUCCAAAGCCUUCUCACUAUCCCUCCAUGGGCAGCAAGAGCAAUAAUACAUCCCAGGCUGGGAACAGCAGCUGGGGCGUCUUAAGAAAUUAUUCCUCCAGCCCUGCAGUGUGCUCCCAAAACUGGUCCAGAGACCUGAAGGCAGCAGGGCAAAGUUAUCCCCAGAAUUCUUAUUCAUUUCCUUUCUCCAGAAGUUCAGAAGCCAUGGUGAGGGAGAAAAGAACUUUCCAAGAUCAGACACUAGCACGUUCUCGGGGAAGGUAUGCAUCUAGUUCCCUGUCAAGGAGCCACUGGGAGCAGAGCCUAAAGGAGGGUUUCAUUGAUACCCAUUGUCACUUGGAUAUGCUGUAUUCCAAGUUGUCUUUCAAAGGGACCUUUGCCAAGUUCCGACAAAUAUAUAGCUAUUCCUUCCCUAAGGCAUUUCAGGGCUGCAUCUCUAACUUCUGUGAUCCUCGCACAAUGAAGGAUGGCCUAUGGGAGAUGCUGUUGAGUGAGGAUCUGGUUUGGGGAGCCUUUGGCUGUCACCCCCAUUUUGCACGUUACUACAAUGACUAUCAAGAAAGAAAUAUUUUGCAAGGCUUACGGCACCCCAAGGCUGUAGCUUUUGGAGAAAUGGGCUUGGAUUACUCUUAUAAGUGCACUACACCUAUCCCGCAGCAGCACAAGGUAUUCGAGAGACAGCUGCAGCUGGCUGUGUCCCUAAAGAAGCCCUUGGUGAUCCACUGCCGAGAUGCUGACCACGAUCUGCUGACCAUCAUGAAAAAGUGUGUGCCUCCUGACUACAAGAUCCAUAGGCAUUGCUUCACUAGCAGUUACCCAGUCAUUGAGCCCCUCUUGGAGUACUUUCCCAAUAUGUCUGUGGGCUUCACGGCAGUCCUGACUUACCCUUCUGCCUGGCAGGCCCGGGAUGCUCUGAAAAAGAUCCCACUGGAGAGAGUUAUUGUGGAAACUGAUGCACCCUACUUCCUUCCUCGUGGGGUUCCCAAAGGCUUUUGCCAGUACUCUAAUCCAGGCAUGGCCCUGCAUACAAUUCAAGAGAUGGCCAAAAUCAAAGAACAGCCACUCUACCGUACCUUAGCCACCUUGCGUGAGAAUGCUGUUCGCCUCUACAAUCUUUAA